This is a messenger RNA of Rotaria sp. Silwood2, 4320 nucleotides long. NCBI's taxonomy places the organism in Eukaryota, Metazoa, Rotifera, Eurotatoria, Philodinida, Philodinidae. The record is from the annotation of a GenBank genome assembly.
AUGGCUGAUCAAACAUUAUUAGCAAAAGCUCGUAAAGCUAGAUUUGAUGAUCUAUCAAAUUUUUCCGGACAUCCUUCUGAGGACGUCGAACAGUUUUUGAAAAGUAUAACAAAUUUAACCAAAGCUAAUGACGAAUCCAGCAAUCAUGAAGUUUUGGAAAUUGCUCGUGGCAAAUUAACUCGAUCGGCUGGUAAAUGGUUCGAUGAUAACGAAUCUAAUUUUAAAAAAUGGUCCGAUUUCGAAACUGCAUUUCGAAAUCGAUAUUUUCCUGCAACAUUAACUCAUAAGAAAUUUGAUGCAUUAAAACAACGUAAACAAUUACCUGACGAACCAAUUACAUCUUAUUUCGAUGAUAUCGUUAAUCUAUGCCGAGAAACUGAUUUAAAUAUGUCAGAACAAAUCAUCAUUCAAUAUUUAAUGAGUGGAAUUAAUCCUGAUUUCAAAAAGGAACUUUCUCGACGUGAAUCAUCAAUAACUACAUUAAAUGAAUUUUUAAAAUUUGCAAAGAUCGAACAGGAUCUAUAUGAUGCUUUUGAAAAGUCUCAAUAUUCAUCAUCAAUUGAAUCUCAACAACCUUAUUUUGAUUAUAAUCGCUCAUCCAUUCCUUCAUUAACCGCGAUGAUUAAUAAAUCCGAUCAACAUUAUCAUCAUAUGAAACAAAAUGAUCGUCGUUCAUAUCCUAUAUCAACACAGAGAUCCGUUUCACGACAGAACUCGAUUCCUCAAUCUGGAAAUCAAUCAACAAUGAUGUCGAAUAAACAAAUUCCUUAUAAUUCUCAACCAUUUACGUAUAAACAAACGUCGAUCAAUCGUCAACAAACAUUACAAAAUAAAUUUUCGAAUUCAAAUUCAACAUCUCUUAAUGUAAUCGGUGAAAUUGAAUUAGAAAUAAAUAUUAAACAUAUUACAACAUUCAUCAUUGCUUAUGUCGCAACAAAUUUAAUUACAUCGAUUCUCCUAGGCAAUGACUGGAUUAAUUCGAAUCAAGUUCACCUUUUUGGUGAUCAACAACGCUUAACUAUUCCUGAUCAACAUCAUCAAUUAAUUUCAAUUCCAUAUAUGGAACCUAUGUGUAUUCAUUAUCCCGCACAUUUAGUUAAUCAAAUUACACUUCCUCCUAAUUCACAAAUGUUCGUUCAUGUUAAAUCACAAAUUAAUAAUGCAAAAGAUUUGAUAUUUGAACCAUAUGGACGUCAUAUAUCUAAAUUUAUUUUUAUCCCUCAUACAUUACUAAAUAUUCAAAAUCAUACAUCAAAAGUCUUACUGAUAAAUGCUCAUAAUCAUUCACAAACAUUAUCAAGAAAUACACGAAUCGGAACCCUUUCUCGGGAUGCAACAUUUGCAAUAUUUACAACAACACAACAUCCUGUGGAACAUAAAUCGUUCUCAAAUAAACAUAAUCACUUCACAUCUCAAUGUUCUCGUAAUACAAGAACCGGAGCUGUCUCAUAUAAUGAGGACAACUCGAAUCGAAUUACAUUAGAUACUUAUUGUCAUGAAUGCAAUGGAUAUUUCUUAUCCGGUAAUGAUUUACAAAAGCAUCCACGAGCACAAUGUUAUUCGGAACAAAUUCGAAAACAAAUAAACGAAUCAACUGCACAUCUAGUAAAUCCUAAACAUCGAUUAGCAAUUCAAGAUAUAUUAUGGCGAAAUAAAAUAUUAUUUGAUCCAACACCGUCGAUUAUUAACAUUCCUCCACAAUCUGCUAUUAAAACUGGUGAACAUCCACCUAUUUAUUCGAAACAAUACUCCGCAUCAAAUAAUGAUCAACAACUUAAAUUUCAGGAAACACAGAAAUUAUUAGAACGCGGUCAAAUUGAAGAAUCAACAUCUCCAUGGUCAUCACCUAUUGUUCUCGUUAAGAAGAAAGAUAAAACCAUGCGAUUUUGUAUAGAUUAUCGUCGACUAAAUGCAAUUACAAUCAAAGAUGCAUUUCCACUUCCUCGUAUCGACGAAAUAUUUGAUCAAUUAACUGACGCAAUAUAUUAUACAAAAUUUGACUUUAAAUCGGGAUACUUUCAGGUCCCUCUAUCUAAAGAGGACCGUCGGAAAACUGCUUUUUCAACCCAGAACAAUCAUUAUCAAUUUAUUGUACUCCCACAAGGAAUAACUAAUGGUCCCGCAUCAUUUCAACGCGUUAUUAAUCAUAUAUUAGGACCUACAAGAUGGAAAUAUGUAUUAGCAUAUAUUGAUGAUGUCACCAUAUAUUCCAAAACCUUUGAAGAACAUUUAAUCCAUCUUAAUGAAAUUUGUCAAACAUUACGACAAGCUCGUUUUCGUCUUAAUCCAGAUAAAUGUGAAAUUGCUCGAACGCAAACAGAUUAUCUUGGUCAUCGUAUUCAACAUGGUGAAAUUCGUCCAAGUCCUACUAAUAUCAAUGGUUUAUUAAAUACAAAAUUACCACAAACUUCAGAUGAAGCUUGUAAAUUUGUCAAAGCUGCUGAAUAUUAUAGAAAAUUUAUUCCAAAUUUUUCUCAAAUCGCCGAACCCCUUCGAAAAUUCGUACCAACUACUAGAACUCAACAAAAGAAAGGACAAAAAACUUACAUUACAUUAACAAAUGAAGAAAUUAAAGCAUAUGAACAACUCAAGCAUUUUCUUACAACGGAUUUGGUGUUACGUCUUCCAAAUAAUAGAUUCCCUUUUAAAGUACAAACAGAUGCUACUGAUGAGGGAAUCGGUGCUGUUUUAUUACAAAUCUACCCAGAAGGAGAUAGACCUGUUGCAUAUAUUUCCAAGAAAUUUACUCAAGCACAACGUAAAUGGUCUCCGAUGGAACAAGAAUGUUAUGCUUUUAUUUGUGCAUUAGAUAAAUGGCAUAAUUAUUUAAGUGGAAUUAAAUUCGUAUGGGAAACUGACCAUAAAGCAUUAACACAACUGAAUCAAAAAGCUCAACUUAAUAAACGAUGUGAAAGAUGGAGAUUAAAAAUUUUGGAAUACGAUUUCAAGGUGAAAUAUAUUCCUGGUUCAACAAAUUCGAUGCCAGAUUAUUUAUCAAGAUCUCCCGUAGACGAUGCUGAAGAAGAUCCUGACAAAGUUAUUCCUCUCGCUUCUAGAUCAACACAAACCGAUUUUGAAUCUUAUGAAAAAUGUCAUUCUAUCGUUGCUGCUGUCCAAACACGUUCUGCUAAAUUACGUAAUCAAACGUCUGAUAAUUCAACAGAUACAACAAAAUUAGUAUCAGAUUCUCUUUCGUCUAAACAAUUACCAAAUAAUUCAAUUAAAGAGAAUCGAAUUAUUCCAUUUUCGAUAGAACAAUUAAUUAAAGCUCAACAAAAGGAUGAUUAUGCAAAAAAGAUUAUAAAUAAUAUCAAGAAACAUAAACAAUAUAUUAUAGAAAAUGAUUGCUUAAUACGUCGAUUAAAUCCUCCAGUUCCCUAUGUACCACAAGGUGAACUUCGUCGAACAAUAUUAAAAAUUUAUCAUGAUACUGCAGCAAAUGGUGCACACUUCGGACGAGAUAAAACAGUACACAAAAUUAAAACCCGUUAUUUUUGGCCUUCGAUGUACAAAGAUAUUAAUAAUUACAUUAAAUCAUGUAUUCUUUGUGCUCAAUACAAUCCUCGUCGACAAAAAAUUCCUGGUACAUUAAAACCGAUUAAACCCCCUGAUGGAGUAUGGCAGUUAGUCUCUAUGGACUUUCAUGGACCUAUUAAUCCAACAUCUCAACAUGGAAACAAAUAUAUUAUAUCGCUUACCGAUGUUUUAUCAAAAUUCGUCGUUACAAAAGCUGUUCGUGAUAAUACUGCUCAAACAGCUGUUCGAUUUAUCAAAGAAGAUAUUAUUACCAAAUUCGGUACACCUUGUUGUAUACUUACGGAUAAUGGUACUCAUUUUACAUCGUCCUUAACGAAUGAAUUAUUUAAAUGUAUUGGAACAACACAUCUAUAUUCGACACCGUAUCAUCCUCAAACUAAUGGUCAAGUUGAAAGAUAUAAUUCAACAAUGGAUGCAAAAAUUGCAGCUCUUUCGAACUUACACAAAACUGAUUGGGAUGAUCAAUUACCAUUCGUUACAUUUAAUUAUAACAAGUUAAUUCAUUCCUCAACGAAACAAGUCCCGUUUCAAAUGAUGUAUCGUCAACGAUAUAAACAACGUUAUGAUAUACAUCGUUCUAAUCCAUCGUACAAUGUUGGUGAUCCCGUUCUCGUUAAAACACUCAACAUCCGUUAUAAAUUUGAUAUUCGUUAUGAAGGACCCUUCCGCAUCGUUAAAAAAAUUACCGAAAAAACAUUUAUCGUUCAACACAUCAAGAAACCAACAUUACAUCGUCAAGUUACCACUGAUGUGUUAUUUCCGAUUUUCGAACGAAUUCAAUAA